AUGUCGACGCGCCGCAGCGGCCGCGCAUCGAAGCCCGAGAGCAGCGCCGCCGGCGGCCGCCAGGAGUGGAGCGUCGAGGAGGACGACGAGGUGAACCGGGCCGUGGCGCGGCUCGGCAAGAAGGCCUGGGCCCAGGUCGCCGAGGAGCUGAACGCCUCCGGCGUGACGGGGCCGGGUUGUGCGCGGACGGGCAAGCAGGUGCGCGCGCGGUGGGUCAGCUCGCUCGACCCGGACAUCCGCUCGGGCCCGUGGACGGCCGCGGAGGAACAGAUCAUCCGCGACGCGCAGCGCGACAUGGGCAACAAGUGGGCCGAGAUCGCCAAGAAGUUGCCGGGCCGCACGGACAACGCCGUCAAGAACUUCUGGCGCGCGCCCGGCGCCCGA
This is a messenger RNA of Aureococcus anophagefferens, 384 nucleotides long. RefSeq lists its product as hypothetical. Gene Ontology annotation, biological process: regulation of DNA-templated transcription. The transcript has 3 exons. The annotation marks the transcript as partial. Gene Ontology annotation, molecular function: RNA polymerase II cis-regulatory region sequence-specific DNA binding; DNA-binding transcription factor activity, RNA polymerase II-specific. The record is from RefSeq and is a predicted model, not a curated record. Gene Ontology annotation, cellular component: nucleus. NCBI's taxonomy places the organism in Eukaryota, Pelagophyceae, Pelagomonadales, Pelagomonadaceae.